Messenger RNA from Sinocyclocheilus anshuiensis, 418 nucleotides. It is a transcript of the gene riiad1, whose product is annotated as regulatory subunit of type II PKA R-subunit domain containing 1. The record is from RefSeq and is a predicted model, not a curated record. Bases 152 to 418 code for a protein of 88 amino acids. The transcript has 4 exons. Lineage: Eukaryota; Metazoa; Chordata; Actinopteri; Cypriniformes; Cyprinidae.
UAAAAAUUAGAGAAUUUGACGUAGUGAACAUAAUGUUACUGAGUGACUUUUUAUCAAAUAUGUGCAUACGGAAGUGUAUGUUGCUUGGCAACAGAAUGCGUGACGCACGUCAACAUCAGGUGCUUGGGGACACUAGCGCAGAGACGCAUAGAUGGCGGAGAGAAACACUCUGGAGAAACUCGAUUUGGGCGCUUUAAGCCUCGAGCAGCAGGAGAAGCUGCACCAGUUCAAGGUCAAGACGCGGAUAGCUAAUGAAAAAUAUUUAAGGUCUCAUCCAGAGGUGGAAAUGUUACUCAGCGACUUCUUAAGGGAUGUUUUUCUGAAAAGGCCUACAGACAUUCGUGAAUUUGCAGCAGAUCAUUUCAGUGACCCAGGACUGCCAAAGAAAAUUCAGGAGCAAAUUAAUAUCCAUAAGUGA